AAUAAUGGUGAGAAGAAGGAAUGGUGAUAGGGUAACAUGCAAAAGGUCGUUAAAAAAGGUAGCAUUAAAGAGGCCAGCAGCCCUGACAGCAGAUGAACACACAGCGGGGAGAUAGAGAGAGAGAGAAAGAGCGAGAGAGAGAGAGAGGAGGAUAGCAAUUCAUUACAUGUAGCUUCUGCCUGCACAAUGUCACAGCAGCAGGCUUUUGAGCAUGGGGAGGAGGAGGUGAUAAAGGGGAGGGUGGUGGUGGAGGAAUGGAGCCGACCGGAGCUGCAAGCCUUCCACCUCCACUCCCCUCCUCAUCCUUCUUCUGCUGACCAAGACGUGCCCCAGGAAGAAUUGUUGGUGAUAGAGGUGGCGGAAAGAGGUAGCGGUGGUGUUGCAGGGCCUGUCGCUGCUGCUUCUGGUGGUGCUAUGAGCCCAGCUACUACUGUUAGUAGCUCUGCUGCGCCUGGCCUUGAGAUGGAAGCCACUAAUGGCAACAUCAAGGUGGAAGAACCGCCGGUACCACCACCUUCGGCAGCGGCGGCAACAGCACCAGCUGCGGCAGGGAGUGGCAGCCAGGAAGACAAGAAGCCGGCGCCGCCGGCCCCCACGGUGGGCUUCGGCAAACUCUUCCGCUUCGCCGAUGGGCUCGACUGCGUGCUCAUGGCUGUCGGCACCGCCGGGGCCAUCGUCCACGGCUGCUCCCUCCCCAUCUUCCUCCGCUUCUUCGCCGAUCUGGUCAACUCCUUCGGGUCCAACACCGGCGACCCCGACACCAUGGUCCGCGAAGUCGUCAAGUACGCCUUCUACUUUCUUGUGGUCGGGGCGGCGAUCUGGGCGUCCUCCUGGGCCGAGAUAUCUUGUUGGAUGUGGACGGGGGAGCGGCAAUCGACCAAGAUGAGGAUCAAGUACUUGGAGGCCGCGCUGAACCAGGACGUCCGCUACUUCGACACCGAGGUGCGCACCUCCGACGUGGUCUUCGCCAUCAACGCCGACGCGGUCAUGGUCCAGGACGCCAUCAGCGAGAAGCUGGGGAACUUCAUCCACUACAUGGCGACCUUCGUCUCCGGCUUCGUGGUGGGCUUCACCGCCGCGUGGCAGCUGGCUCUCGUCACGCUCGCCGUCGUCCCCCUCAUCGCCGUCAUCGGCGGCAUCCACACCGCCACAUUGGCCAAGCUGUCCUCCAAGAGCCAGGACGCUCUGUCCCAGGCCAGCAACAUCGCGGAGCAGGCGCUGGCGCAGAUCAGAACGGUGCAGUCCUUCGUCGGGGAGUCCAGAGUUCUCCAGGCCUACUCCGCUUCGUUGGGAGUGGCUCAGAAGCUUGGCUACCGGAGCGGAUUCGCCAAGGGCUUGGGACUGGGCGCAACCUACUUCACCGUCUUCUGCUGCUACGCGUUGCUGCUGUGGUACGGAGGACUCCUCGUGCGUCACCACCACACCAACGGCGGGCUCGCCAUCUCCACCAUGUUCGCCGUAAUGAUCGGAGGAUUGGCUCUCGGGCAAUCGGCUCCGAGCAUGGCGGCAUUUGCCAAGGCGAGAGUAGCGGCGGCGAAGAUAUACCGAACGAUCGAGCACAGGCCAAGCAUCGACAGGAAAAACGACACCGGGAUCGUGCUGGGCGCCAUUACAGGGCUUGUGGAGCUCAAGAACGUGGACUUCGCGUACCCAUCCAGACCGGAUGUCCCUGUGCUUCGGGACUUCUCCCUGACUGUUGCUGCAGGGAAGACCAUUGCUUUGGUUGGGAGCAGCGGCUCCGGCAAGAGCACCGUGGUCUCCCUCAUCGAGAGGUUCUACGAUCCCACCGCAGGGCAAAUUUUGCUUGAUGGGCAUGACAUAAAGUCCCUGAAGCUAAGGUGGCUGAGGCAACAGAUAGGGCUUGUGAGCCAGGAGCCUGCCCUCUUUGCAACCACCAUUAAAGAGAAUCUGCUCCUGGGCAGGGAAGAUGCCACACAAGUAGAGAUGGAAGAAGCUGCCAGAGUUGCCAAUGCUCAUUCUUUCAUAGUGAAGCUCCCAGAUGGCUAUGAUUCCCAGGUUGGGGAGAGGGGGCUGCAGCUCUCCGGUGGCCAAAAGCAGCGGAUUGCCAUCGCCAGAGCGAUGUUGAAAAACCCUGCAAUCCUGCUCCUAGAUGAGGCCACAAGCGCGCUGGAUUCGGAGUCCGAGAAACUCGUGCAAGAGGCCCUCGACCGAUUCAUGAUUGGCCGCACGACGCUUGUGAUCGCCCACCGCCUGUCCACCGUGCGCAAGGCCGAUGUCGUCGCGGUUCUUCAGCAGGGGAGCGUCACCGAGAUCGGCACGCACGACGAACUCAUGGGGAAAGGCGAUAAUGGUCUCUACGCGAAGCUGAUUCGCAUGCAGGAGCAGGCACACGAGGCGGCCCUCAUCAAUGCCAGGAAGAGCAGUGCGAGGCCGUCGAGUGCUCGGAACUCGGUCAGCUCCCCGAUCAUUACCCGGAACUCAUCGUAUGGACGAUCGCCCUACUCCCGCCGUCUCUCUGACUUCAGUACAUCGGAAUUCAGCUUCUCGGUUGACCCGAACCACCGCAUAGAGAAGCUUGCGUUCCGAGACCAGGCUAGCUCGUUCCUGCGCCUCGCCAAAAUGAACUCACCGGAGUGGUCUUACGCCCUCAUAGGCUUGAUUGGCUCCAUGGUGUGUGGUUCCAUGAGCGCCUUCUUCGCCUACGUCCUCAGUGCUGUCCUCAGUGCCUACUACGCUCAGGACUACAAGUACAUGCGGCGGGAGAUCGGCAAAUACUGCUACCUCAUGAUCGGCGUUUCCUCUGUUGCUCUCCUCUUCAACACCAUGCAGCAUCUCUUCUGGGACGUGGUCGGGGAGAACUUGACGAAACGUGUUCGGGAGAAGAUGCUCACCUCCAUUCUUCGGAACGAGAUUGCAUGGUUCGACAGGGAGGAGAAUGCUAGUGCUAGGAUUGCCGGCAGGCUUACAUCGGACGCUCACAGUGUGAGGUCCGCGAUCGGAGAUCGUAUAUCAGUCAUCGUGCAGAAUGCGUCGCUCAUGCUCGUCGCCUUCACUGCUGGCUUCGUCCUCCAAUGGCGACUCGCCCUGGUUCUCAUUGCCGUCUUCCCUGUGGUGGUUGCCGCCACGGUUCUUCAGAAAAUGUUCAUGAACGGCUUCUCCGGAGACUUGGAAGUCGCCCAUGCCAAGGCCACACAGAUUGCCGGCGAGGCUGUGUCCAACGUCCGCACGGUUGCGGCCUUCAAUUCAGAGGCGAAGAUCACCGAGCUCUUCGCGGCCAACCUGCAGAGCCCACUCCGCCGCUGCUUCUGGAAGGGUCAAAUAGCAGGGAGCGGCUUCGGCAUCGCCCAAUUCCUCCUCUAUGCUUCCUAUGCUCUCGGCCUGUGGUACGCCUCGUGGCUCGUCAAGCAUGGCAUCUCCGACUUCUCCAAGACCAUCCGCGUCUUCAUGGUCCUCAUGGUCUCAGCCAACGGCGCCGCAGAAGCCCUAACUCUCGCGCCUGACUUCAUCAAGGGUGGGCGUGCCAUGCGGUCCGCGUUCGAGCUUAUCGACCGCAAGACGGAGAUCGAGCCCGACGAUCUCGACGCCGCUCCUCUGCCAGACCGCCUCCGCGGCGAGGUCGAGUUCAAGCACGUCGAUUUUGCUUACCCAUCCUGCCCGGACAUGCCUGUGUUCCGCGACCUCACCCUGCGUGCUCGUGCCGGAAAGAUGCUCGCCCUCGUCGGCCCAAGCGGGUGCGGCAAAAGCACCGUAAUUUCAUUGAUCCAGCGGUUCUACGAGCCGACAUCGGGGCGCAUCCUCAUCGACGGGAAGGACAUACGGAAGUACAACCUGAAGGCACUGCGGCGGGUGAUCUCGGUGGUGCCGCAGGAGCCAUUCUUGUUCGCUGCAUCGAUCUUCGACAACAUCGCGUACGGGAGAGAGGCAGCAACGGAGGCGGAGGUGGUGGAGGCCGCGACAAUGGCGAAUGCGCACAAGUUCAUCUCGUCGUUGCCCGACGGGUACCGGACGUGGGUGGGAGAGCGCGGAGUGCAGCUGUCGGGCGGGCAGCGGCAGAGAAUAGCCAUCGCGAGGGUCCUGGUGAAGAAGGCGCCGAUCAUGCUGCUGGACGAGGCGACGAGCGCGUUGGACGCGGAGGCGGAGCGGAGCGUGCAGGAAGCGCUGGAGAGGUCCGGGGUGGGACGGACGACCAUCGUGGUGGCGCACCGGCUUGCGACGGUAAGGAACGCCCACGUGAUUGCGGUGAUCGACGACGGGAAGGUGGUGGAGCAGGGAUCCCACUCGCAUCUGCUCAACCACCACCCCGACGGGUGUUACGCACGGAUGCUGCAGCUGCAGCGCUUCUCCAACAAUGGCGUGCCACAGGGACCGUCGUCGAGCACUUGACAGAGAGUGACUCCAAGCAAAAAACAUCGAAACAAAGAUGGCAGUAUAACUCCAAUUACGUACUACUACUCUUUUUUUUUUUUGCUGUGUUUUCCUUUGUUUAAUCACUGUUUCCAUGAGGUAAACAGGAUUUGCCAUGUAAUUAUGUUAUUUUUAAUAGUAACUAAAAUUUUGUUUUAACA
Molecule: messenger RNA, 4526 nt
Organism: Musa acuminata AAA Group (dessert banana)
Lineage: Eukaryota; Viridiplantae; Streptophyta; Magnoliopsida; Zingiberales; Musaceae
Product: ABC transporter B family member 1
Exons: 10
Coding region: 187-4344 (1385 amino acids)
Biological process (GO): transmembrane transport
Cellular component (GO): plasma membrane
Molecular function (GO): ATP binding; ABC-type transporter activity; ATP hydrolysis activity
Source: RefSeq, a predicted model, not a curated record